CGGGCUGAUGAUUUCUCAACCAUUGGGCAAACGUUCAUAGGUGUCACUGAAAGAGAAUUGCCAUACGAGGCCAGUUCUUCUUUUUCGUUUUUUGACUAGUAAAGCUAGGAUGAGCAGUGAGUUCCUUUCCUGUCCCUUGUCCCUUGUCAGGGAGAGCAUCGUGUGAACACAAGUCGCCAACCAAGGUCUCCACUAGCGUCGUGUAGUGCAUGACGUGGUGGCAAUCCAAUAAUCCAUCACGGCAUAAAACCCUCCCAGCUCGUAUCAUCCUCACACCACCAUUCCACGGACCAAAUCACAAGUUCUCAGACCAGCACUGUUCAUCUCUAGCAGUAACCAGAGCAAGAAUGGCAACGGAGGCAAGGUCAACCACGGCCAUGGCAUGGCCAUCGCUGCUGCUAAUAAUCCUCUCAGCGCUAGCCACGGUAAUAACGCACGUCGAUGGCGCAACCGGCGGCGUGGCUGCGCCGGCGCCGGCCGUGGACUGCACGGACGCGCUGCUGAGCCUGGCGGGGUGCCUGAGCUACGUGCAGGAAGGGAGCACGGUGGCGACGCCGGACGCAUCGUGCUGCUCGGGGCUCAAGGACGUGGUGAAGAAGGAGGUGGCCUGCCUCUGCCAGGCCUUCCAGGGCAGCCAGGACUACGGCGUCACGCUCAACAUGACCAAGGCGCUGCAGCUCCCCGACGCCUGCAAGGUCAAGACGCCUCCCUUCAGCAAGUGCCACCUUUCCGUUCCGGGUGUGACUGGUGGGUCUCCAGCUCCUGCUCCAUCGUCCGGGGCUCCGUUCUUCGGGGAAUCGCCGUCGUCGUCCACACCUUCUGCGGCAUCACCAGCAGGAACAGGAAGCGACGCCACAGCUCGAGCUCCGUCCCCAUCGUCCUCCGCUCCAGCCACUUUCCAGUCUUCAGCAGAGGUCUUCCUAGCCGCGGCAACUGUUGCUGCGACUCUGCUCAUGCCGUAAGAUGGUCGCACUCUCGCCGUUCCUGACACGGCCGAGAAAUCAUUGAUGGCUUGAUGCUGCCUGUACCGAGAUGUAUCUUGCUUGAGAGUUACCAUUCGUUUCAUAAACGUUUAAACGGGUUUCGUUGAUGAACACAUAA
Brachypodium distachyon (stiff brome) is the source of this 1101-nucleotide messenger RNA. RefSeq names its product non-specific lipid-transfer protein-like protein At5g64080. The record is from RefSeq and is a predicted model, not a curated record. The transcript has 3 exons. Gene Ontology annotation, molecular function: lipid binding. Gene Ontology annotation, biological process: lipid transport. Lineage: Eukaryota; Viridiplantae; Streptophyta; Magnoliopsida; Poales; Poaceae. The coding region runs from base 210 to 962 and encodes 250 amino acids.